AUGCCGGCUGCGGGGAUGCGCCGCACAACGAGGGUGUUCGGCAUGAAAGGGGCCGACUCAGCCCGAGUUUUGCGCUCCGGGCGGCGGCUGUGGCCGGAUUCGGGUGAAAUCAAGACGAAGCGAUCCAACGAUGGGGACGAGUGGGCGCCGCCGCCUAAGGCGGCGAGACUCGACGCCAUGGCAUCACCACGUGGCGGUGCGAAGGGGAGACGCGAAGAGGUUGUGGUUGAUGUACCCAUCAAGACCAUUGAUAGGAGAUUUGGCAUUGUGUAUGUGAGGAGGCGGAAGGGGUUGAAAAAGGAUGGUUCUAAAAGGAAUGUGGAUGUUUCGUUUUGCGUGUUUUCAGCUGUUGUGAGUCGUUGUGCAGGGAAGAGUGGUCGGUUUUUAAGGCUGUUGGCUUCGGUGGUGAGGUAUGUCAAGAGGGUUCGGGUUUCGCCGAAGAAGCUUUCGGGGUUCUUUAUGUCGCGGGCUAUUAAUGGUGUUUUUGCGUCCCAGGGGAUGCAAUUCGUGAAGGGUCCUCCUGCUGUAAACUCCGGAGUAUGCAAGUUCUUCGGGUUGUCAGUGUUAGUGCCAUUGUUUUUCGUGGACUUUGCCGCUGUUCCUCUUUGUUUUGAGUAUCUACAUUCUGCGAUGUUCUUAAGAUCUAUUCGUAGGUCACUUUUGCUUGUAUAUAAUCCAAUAAAUGUCCAUUGUGAUGUUGAGGAAAUCGAGUCAGAUGAUGAUUUGCUUGAUUACCAGAAUGAAAAGCAGAUUUCUAGUAAUACCUUCAAGAGGGAUCCUUCUGAGACUGGAGCUGUUACAUCUGAUGUUAUUGAAAUCAAUGAUGUUUUAUCCUUACAUUCUCCUGUUCGGGUUACCACCAGGGCAGCUGGUCGGAAUGGACAAUAUAGGAACAUGUUGAAUUCUAGAGGCAUUCAGAAGAGGAGAAGUUCACUCAGGAAAAGGAAAGCUCGAAAUCCUUCAAUGAUGAGUUUACGCAGAAAUGGAGCAGUGGUUUCCGAGUUAACAGGUGGUAGGAAAAGUAAUAGCCAGUUGUCUGGUGUGACCUCUAGCAAGAAACUUAGGAGUUUGGUGAACGGUAGCACCACUGAGAGCCUUGAAGACGCCAGUUCAUCCUUAGUUGAUUCGAAAGAAAGACUAGGUUUAUCUUCAUGUUCUGCAAACAUACUGGUAUCAGAGAUACAUCAAUGCUACCGGGAGGAGGGAGCAAUUGUUACUUUAGAGAUGUCUGCUUCAAAAGAAUGGCUUCUCACUGUAAAGAAAGAUGGAUUAACAAGAAGCACAUUCAAAGCAGAAAAAGUGAUGCGGCCCUGUUCAUCCAAUCGAUUCUCUCAUGCAAUAAUGUAUUCUUUGGGCAAUGGGUGGAAACUAGAGUUUACCAAUCGCCAAGACUGGAAUGUCUUCAAAGACCUCUAUAAGAAGUGUUCGGAUCACAAUAUCCCUUCUACUACUGCCAAAUUUAUCCCAGUUCCAGGUGUACGGGAGGUGUCUUCAUAUGCAGAAAGUAACAAUUUUCCCUUUCAUAGACCAGAUACAUACAUAUCUGUCUUUGGUGAUGAGUUAACUAGAGCAAUGACUAGGACAACUGCAAAUUAUGACAUGGACUCUGAAGACGAGGAGUGGCUGAAAAAGUUCAACAGUGAAUGUCAAAACCAUGUGUCAGAAGAUAAUUUUGAGUUGAUUAUUGAUGCUUUGGAGAAGGUUUAUUAUUGCAAUCCAGAUGAUAUGUUUGAUGAAAAAACCGCAGUUAAUGGUUGUCAGGACCUUGGUAGCAAGGAGGUGAUAGAAGCUGUAUAUAACUAUUGGGUGAGAAAACGGAAGCAAAAACGAUCUUUGCUGCUUAGGGUUUUCCAGGGUCAUCAAUCAAAGAGAGCUCCACUUAUCCCUAAGCCCUUACUGCGAAAAAGGAGGUCGUUUAAGAGACAACCCAGUCAGUUUGGCAGAGGCAAUCAACCAAGUGUGUUGAAAGCAUUCGCAGCUGAGCAAGAUGCCAUGGAAGAAAAUGCAAUGCUGAGGAUUGAAGAGGCCAAAGCCAAUGCAAACAUGUCCAUGGAAUUAGCCAUACAAAAACGCAAAAGGGCUCAAUCUCUUGCUCAGAAUGCAGAUCUGGCCACCUACAAGGCCACAAUGUUAAUUAGAAUAGCCGAAGCAGCUCUUACUGCAGAAUCAGUAGAUGACGCAGCAGCAUAUUUUCUUGAUUAA
Molecule: messenger RNA, 2202 nt
Organism: Sphenostylis stenocarpa
Lineage: Eukaryota; Viridiplantae; Streptophyta; Magnoliopsida; Fabales; Fabaceae
Source: the annotation of a GenBank genome assembly